AUGCCACAGCAACCCUUGGACUUAGAUGAAAAAUUCUUCAUCACCAUCCAUAACAAGUGGAAGAAUAUCUUCCCAGGGGACUGUGCUGUUGCUAAGUUAUCGGACAAACCAUUCAUCAGCAUAAGCAACCUGCAUGGUGGAUUGGCGUGCCUCCUCAUCUCACCCACAGCCGUCAUCAUAUGCAACUUCAGCCCACUCACCACACAAGCUGCCGGGCGCCAGGUCUUUGCGAAAUUGAAGAAAGAGCGAGACAAAUACAAACAGGAUCUCCGCUGUGACGGGUCUUGUCGUUCUCGACUGAUUCUCCUACCAGAUGAAAAAGGAGAGGGAGCUCUUAUUGUUGAUGCAAGGGGGAUACAUCAGCCCGGCACGAUUGUUUUAAUUGAUGCAGAGGAGGUGUGGAACAUGACAUGGGUUGGGUAA
Messenger RNA from Coccidioides immitis RS, 423 nucleotides. RefSeq lists its product as uncharacterized. The coding region runs from base 1 to 423 and encodes 140 amino acids. The record is from RefSeq and is a predicted model, not a curated record. Lineage: Eukaryota; Fungi; Ascomycota; Eurotiomycetes; Onygenales; Onygenaceae. The transcript has 2 exons.